UAUUUCUCUGCCUCUAUCGGAAAACAAUGCAAUGAUCCUUUCUACUACCGCUGCUUUGUUGCCAGGCUUUUGCAUUCUACGUUUUCUCCAGACAGCUGCAACUGUGUGAUUGUUCAAGAUCAGUCAUACACUACUCCGUACACGAAAUUGUUUCACGCUCCACUUACUCCCCCCGCAGGACCCCUCCAUAUCGUCACUCUUCUCACUCUUCUCGCUCUUUCUUUCACUUUUGCGCACAUAAUAGUCACUACAAAGAAAGACUUCGCCACUUGUGAUCUGGCCGUAAUUUACAUCUUAAUUUAUUUGUCGUUUCCCUUUUCGGACCGUAUCGAUUACUACCAAUCCGACCACCUUGCGAAGGAAACCCACGACAAGCGACCCGACGCUCAAGACUCGCACUCCUUAUGGCUUACAAUGGAUAUCAGAACAACUCGGUCCCCUUCUAUCAGCCGGGCAAUGCGAAUCAAAUGAAUCCAAAUGAGCCCCGCGCUUCAUCGUACACACCGCCUUAUCCGUCUCAGUACGGCCAUGAGCGCCUCAAUAUGCCGCAACCUCAAGUUCCUCCUCCACCCCCAACGAAUCCAUAUACGGAAGCUCAACCUCCUCCAUCGCAGCCUCAUACCUGGCAGCAGCCCUACGAUGGGAGAAUCAACGAGGCUGUUAACUCCGCAUUUCACAAAGCUGACACAUCUACCUACCUAUCCCCGGAGGUUUUAACCCAAAUAACGGCGAAUGUCAUCCAACAGCUCAAAGAAACGGGCCUGGAGAACCUACAAAGCGACCAACACCAGCCCCCGCCUCGGCCGCCCAAACAAUGGGCAACUGGGGCGCAUCCUACAUACUCUAAUGACUUUGCCUCUUCUCCUGUCAUGGCGACACAAGAUACUUCAGCCUCGUCGCCCCACGUUGCCUCUGAAAAUCCCGCUUACCAACCACGACCACCGUCCACGGCAUACUCCGGCAGCCCCCAUCUCCAACCCAGAGCAUCCCCAGCGCCGCCAUCAGAGAGGCGAGGAUCUCCGGCUAGUCAGAUGAGUGAACAUAGCCAGAGAAUGGAAACCCGGCCAAAACCGCCGUCGAGAGAGGCCACCGUCACGGAGCUGACGACGCUGGAAAGAAUAUGGGGGACGCUUUUUGAGGAUGGAAAGCCAACCAAGAAGCUGAGUCAGUUCUUGCGUGGGAUUGCUGUUCAUUUAAUCGAAGACUAUGAACCCAAAAACAGUCUUGUCAUACUUCCCGCAAAGCUACAGAAGUUUUAUGAAGACACGAGAGUACCAGGAGACUAUUAUCCUUGGAAGUUUAUCUUCGAUGAUGAAACAUCUCACGUUUCGAGAUUGUUUCGAGAGGUGAGAGCCGAACAUCAUCUCGUGCAGGAAGAAAAUAAACUCCGUGAGAGACCAUAUAUUCCUGGCCUCACGCCACGAGGCUUUGAGACAUGGGCUACCUUGAUGAUUCAAGUCAACCCUGAGACGGAAUAUAAGCGACUGCAGAAAGCAGUGCUGAACAUGCCUAUUAGCAAUCCGGACAACAGAAAGGAGAGGUUUCCCAAAGAGAUCCCGCAGUCGUUGUUCCCCUUCGAAAAGAUACUACAGCCUGAGUUGCAAGAGGAAAUCAAGGAGUUCAUAAAGGAGCAUUGUAGUGUUGAUUUGGAUAAGGAGUUGGAGAAGUUCAAAGCGCAUCACGAAGGCUCUACCACAUCCACUGCCGCCUCGGGCCCUUCAUACAGUGAGCGGGAACGAAAGCCAUACCAGGCGUCUGUUUCCACAGUAGUAGACAGCGAUGAGGAAGAACUCGACACUCCUUCACGUCCCAUAGAACGACAGAGGAAACCAUACACUGUGCAUCCAGGAGGUGGGAAGGAGUACGGUGACCUUCAAGAACCUAACCAUCGACACACAUCUUCGUUCUCUGGAGGCUCUAUUCCAAGGGAUACUUUAGCUUCCUCGGAACCCAGAGUUUCCGAGCCUCAGAGCCUUGACCCUACUUACGUUCGACCCAGCAGUACUCAGCCACCUCUAAACACCAUGAGGCGGUCAGGGAGCCCGCCACGAGGAUCCAAGGUAGGUAGUGAAUACAGACACUCUGAGGGUGAUUUGCUGGGAUACAAUGGUAGCUCUGGAUACGGAGUCGACGAUAAUUACUAUUACCGUCCUGGCGCCUCCACCAGCACAGGGGACAUCCUUGAAGACAAUCGAUUCUACCGAGACGCUAGCCGUGACGAAGACCAACGACUGUACGAGUCUCUCCGAGAGCGUGAAAGGGAGCGCGAGAAGAAUAAAUAUAACGACUACCUUCCCCAUCGAAGCAGCUGGGACGGAGACGAAGGCUACUAUCGCGACAUACUCGGUAGCCAAGGAGGCCCAGUUGGCAGUGGUGGAUAUGAUUACAAGACGUAUACCUAUAAGUGAUGACCUGAAACGAACCCAAUCGUGGCCUUAGCAUAUUAUGUUUCCUUUCUUCUUUCUGCUUUUGCCGGUUCUGCCAUGCUUUGAAAUUUAAAGUGAUUCCCAUGAUGCACUCUUUACUUUUUCUUAUUUGGUUCGCUUUUAGGCGCCUAGCGGGUCAUCUCUUGCAAUGAGUUA
Aspergillus caelatus is the source of this 2582-nucleotide messenger RNA. RefSeq lists its product as uncharacterized. The coding region runs from base 405 to 2408 and encodes 667 amino acids. The record is from RefSeq and is a predicted model, not a curated record. NCBI's taxonomy places the organism in Eukaryota, Fungi, Ascomycota, Eurotiomycetes, Eurotiales, Aspergillaceae. The transcript has 3 exons.